Molecule: messenger RNA, 240 nt
Organism: Mesocestoides corti
Lineage: Eukaryota; Metazoa; Platyhelminthes; Cestoda; Cyclophyllidea; Mesocestoididae
Source: the annotation of a GenBank genome assembly
AUGCUUGGGAAUACACAAUCCCAUCGCCCUGAAAAACUAGGCUUCGCCGUUGAAGCCCGUUUCCUUCACAAGAAGUCGUCCCACAAGCCAUCCAAACCAUGCAUAAAGAACUGCGAUUGUCGCGUUCAUCCACGAACCCAGAAGCGGCUUCCACGAACCACUGGAGGGACGGUGGCACUGGUCAUUGAAAUCGUGGAUUUCGACUCAUCACUUGACGAGGCAUCGCACAAAUGUGAUUAA